Schistocerca gregaria is the source of this 3566-nucleotide messenger RNA. It is a transcript of the gene TM9SF3, whose product is annotated as transmembrane 9 superfamily member 3. The coding region runs from base 257 to 1996 and encodes 579 amino acids. The record is from RefSeq and is a predicted model, not a curated record. The transcript is spliced from 11 exons. Gene Ontology annotation, biological process: protein localization to membrane. NCBI's taxonomy places the organism in Eukaryota, Metazoa, Arthropoda, Insecta, Orthoptera, Acrididae. Gene Ontology annotation, cellular component: membrane.
CAUCGUAGACUUAGUAUCUCUGGUUCUGCAUGUAAAUUUAGAUUCGUCUGCAAUUAACAUCUUUGGUGAACGCUCGUAUAUGUCAAGCAUUUUGCGACGUGAGAGACAUCUCGUGUUUUGACGUGGCAAUAGCGAAAAAUCUUCCUACGAAGCAGUGUUGUUGACAACUGUGUUAUAUCGAUGAAAUGGUGAGGAGGGGGCGGAUGAUAGUGAAGAGUAGUAACAGCUAAAGGACACCUACAUAUUGUCAUAAAUUAUGUCGCUGUUGUUUUUGUGCUUGUUUUUUAUUUUGGGAGUAAACGCUGACGAGCAUACACACAUAUACAAUGAUAAUGAGGAAGUUGUGUUGUGGAUGAACACAGUGGGACCUUACCACAACCGCCAGGAAACUUACGCCUAUUUUUCGUUGCCGUUCUGUGUAGGCUCGAAAGACACCAUAAAUCAUUAUCAUGAGACCCUUAGCGAAGCUCUUCAGGGUGUGGAGCUUGAAUUCAGCGGAUUGGAAAUUGAAUUCAAAGCGGACAUCGCAAGUACACCAUACUGUGAGAUCCAGUUAACAAAGGAGAAGCAAAAAGCCUUCAUUUACGCAGUGAAAAAUCAUUACUGGUACCAGAUGUACUUGGAUGAUUUACCUGUUUGGGGCAUUGUGGGUGAAGUGGAAGAGACUGAAAGUGGAACUAACUACUACAUAUGGACGCACAAGAAAUUUGAAAUUGGCUACAAUGGAAAACAGAUUGUAGAUGUGAAUCUUACAUCUGAAAAUAAAGUUAAACUUGUUGAGGGUGCAAAGAUUCCAUUUACAUAUGAAGUUAUAUGGAAAAAGUCUUCAAUAAAAUUUGAAGACAGAUUUGACAAGUAUUUGGAUCCCAACUUUUUCCAGCAUCGUAUCCACUGGUUCAGCAUUUUCAAUAGCUUUAUGAUGGUUAUAUUCUUGGUUGGACUUGUUUCCAUGAUUCUUAUGCGAACACUUCGCAAGGAUUAUGCUCGCUACAGUAAGGACGAGGAACUUGAUGACAUGGAACGUGAUUUGGGAGAUGAAUAUGGGUGGAAACAAGUGCAUGGCGAUGUGUUUCGUCCUGCCUCACAUCCUAUGUUAUUCUCUGCACUAAUAGGUGCAGGUCAUCAAGUUACUCUAGUGGUACUAAGUGUUAUAAUAUUUGCAAUCAUGGGUGAAUUAUAUACAGAACGUGGUUCACUCUUGAGUACAGCUAUUUUUGUAUAUGCUGCUACUUCCCCUGUGAAUGGAUACUUUGGAGGAAGUCUGUACGCUCGAAUGGGAGGGAAAAUUUGGAUUCGUCAAAUGCUGUUGUCUGCAUUUAUGCUGCCAGCCCUUGUGUGUGGCACAGCAUUUUUCAUAAAUUUUAUUGCAAUUUAUUAUCAUGCUUCCCGUGCCAUUCCAUUUGGGACAAUGGUUGCUGUGACUUGCAUAUGUAUAUUUGUCAUAUUACCAUUGACCCUUGUUGGCACUGUACUGGGUAGAAAUCUUGCUGGGCAGCCCGACUAUCCAUGUCGUAUCAAUGCUGUCCCACGUCCAAUACCUGAAAAGAAGUGGUUCAUGGAACCUGCAGUAAUUGUUAUCCUUGGUGGUGUACUACCUUUUGGAUCGAUAUUUAUUGAAAUGUACUUUAUCUUCACGUCAUUCUGGGCGUAUAAAAUAUACUAUGUGUAUGGCUUCAUGCUUCUUGUGUUCAUCAUACUGAUGAUAGUCACAGUUUGUGUUACAAUUGUUUGUACAUACUUCCUCCUUAAUGCAGAAGAUUAUCGGUGGCAAUGGACAAGCUUCCUGGCAGCAGCAUCGACGUCAGGUUAUGUCUACAUGUACUCAUUCUACUACUUCUUCUUCAAGACAAAGAUGUAUGGCCUGUUCCAGACAGCUUUCUAUUUUGGUUACAUGGCACUUUUCAGCCUGGCCCUGGGAAUUAUGUGUGGGACUGUUGGCUACGUUGGCACCAGCUUUUUUGUCAGAAAAAUCUAUUCCACAGUGAAAAUUGACUAAAUUUUGAAGUGCUGAAAUUUAUGUGUCAGUUUAAACAAUGAAACAUAGUUUCAGUAUGAAACUGUUUUAUAUUUUGUGCUGUGUGGAAGCUAAUUUCUGCAAAUAAUUUCCUUCCACAAAGAAAAGAAAUGAUGGACCAAGAAAUUUAGAGCAAAGUUGGAAGCAUCUAAAAGUGUGUUAAAUUAUAGAGAAUGUACUGCCAUUUUUUUUUUAUUGUGUGGAUAAAAACUAGCCAGUGUUUGAGAGAAGUGCUUAAUUUACGGAACGGCGAGAUGGUAUUUCAUAUAAUCAAAAAAUGAAGCAGAUCAAAGGAUGUGAAAUGCACAACUAAUGAAAGCAAGUUCUUGAUAACUGUUUGUACAAAUAGAUUUUUAUUUUUAUUAAUUUUUGACUCCUUUUGUGCAGGACACCAUAAAUGUCACAAAACUUUUAAAAUUUGGUCAUCCGAUUCUGAGUCUUUCUCUCUUUUCGUUGUUAGCCUGGGACAAGAAAAACAUGUACACAAUUUAAUUUGAACUGUGGAUUCAUUGCAUUUUUAAAUAUUGUAAGAAGUAACUGAAGAAAACUGAAAAGUAAAAUUGCCCUGCAUCUAAAUCUGUGUAAGUGGUUACACACAGUUGGUAUUGAGUGCGUGUGCGCGUGUGCGUCGUGGAUGAAUGUGCGGCUGAUUUUUCAUCAGUUAAAGUCUGAUGUACUUUUAGAACUUUUUUCUCUGUUGUAAUGAUAGAUUAAAGCGUGCAUAUAAUCUUAAUAUUCCUCUUGUUGGUUGCUUUUUUUAAAACUGUAUAUAAUGAGGACAAUAGUUUAACCAUAGGUAGUACUGCUAUCCUUCACCAGUUUGUAUGAAUGAAAGAAAGUUAAAAAUCCUUUUAUUACAAACACACACAUUUUCCAUAAUCAAUCAGCAAAAUGUUUAUUUUAAUGCCAUUUCCUCUUUUUUAAUCUGUAAUAUGCAAAAAGUGGACAAAUAUGAAAACUUUGCAACAGAAAUUGCUAAUAUAUCAAAAGAAAAUAGUAAGAAUGUACGAGUAGAUGGGGUGCAUUUUUCUGUAGUGUACGUGUGUGUGCGUGCAAAGUAAGACUUACAUAAUUCUAGCACGUUUGGCACUGACUGUUACCUCUGCUGAAGGAAAACAUAUUAAUAAUAAACCAUCUUUUAAAUACCCAAAAAUAAGGGAUAUGAUUGUGCUCUGCUGUGAGACAGAUGAUGUGUAAACUGGAGAAUGCUGUAUCGAACUUGUGAUACCUGCCUUAAUGUAGCUUUUUUUGGUGCUGUAGAAUGUAGAGUAUUGAAGAAGUGUCAGACUGCUGCCGAAUACUUGUACUGUACAAUGUGUGCAUAUGAAGGUUUGGAAGGCUGUAUUGAAUAUAGGAGGACUUUCUUAUUAAUUGUGACUUACUUGCUAGUCAUGUUAGGAUGGUGACUGUUUCUGAUCUAUGAUUGAUUGGCUAACAUAAUGUACCAUGUUUUAAAAUGGUUACUUUAUGAAGAUUGUGUAAAAUUUGUAAAUGUAAUUCCAUUUGAGUAAGUACCUCUACACAUUCUAAAUAAAGUUUCCGUAUACCUUUU